AUGAGUGCAGCCUUGCAGAUGAUGGCUUUCAGUCUUGCUCUCCUCUCAGCCCUCUUCCUGCUCCUUGCCACAUGCACCGACUGCUGGAUGGUGAACGCUGAUGACAGCUUGGAGGUGAGCAGAGCAACUUCAAGGUUAGGAGCUGGGAGCGAGGUGUGUGCCUCAACAUCCGUGGGGUUGCACCAUGUAAGUCACAAAUGCCGGGGGCUUUGGAGGGAGUGUGUCACCAACAUGCAAGAUGGGGUAAGGACCUGUGACCAGUAUGACUCCAUCCUGGCUGACCAUCCAGUGAAGAUUGUGGUGACACGGACCUUGCUGAUCACAGCUGACCUCCUGGCUGGCCUGGCUUUGGUCACCUUGCUUCUUGGGCUUGACUGCAUCAAGUUCCUCAAGGAAGAUCCUUGUUUCAAACUGAAGAUGUGCUAUGGGGCUGGUGUCAUCCUUGGCUUUGGCAGUGUCCUGGGUCUUGUGGGCUCUGUGUGGUACGCAGUAGAUGUCUAUGUGGAGAGGGCCAUGCUGGUGUCACGCAACAUAUUCCUGGGCGUCCAUUAUGACUUUGGGUGGUCGUGCUGGCUGGGGAUGGCUGGCUCGACAGGCUGCUUUGUGGCUUCCAUCCUGCUCACUUGCUGCCUCCAUUCCUGUACAGAUCCCAGCAGCCAAUGGCAACCCCAGAGGCUUGCACAGCCCCAGGGCCGAACAGCCACCAGCCAGAUGUACGCCAUGGACUCGCGUGUGUGA
Molecule: messenger RNA, 738 nt
Organism: Dryobates pubescens (Downy woodpecker)
Lineage: Eukaryota; Metazoa; Chordata; Aves; Piciformes; Picidae
Product: claudin-16
Exons: 5
Coding region: 1-738 (245 amino acids)
Biological process (GO): cell adhesion; bicellular tight junction assembly
Cellular component (GO): plasma membrane; bicellular tight junction
Molecular function (GO): structural molecule activity
Source: RefSeq, a predicted model, not a curated record